This is a messenger RNA of Onychostoma macrolepis, 4226 nucleotides long. It is a transcript of the gene tle5, whose product is annotated as TLE family member 5, transcriptional modulator. Gene Ontology annotation, cellular component: nucleus; transcription regulator complex. The transcript is spliced from 7 exons. The record is from RefSeq and is a predicted model, not a curated record. Bases 391 to 981 code for a protein of 196 amino acids. Gene Ontology annotation, biological process: negative regulation of canonical Wnt signaling pathway; regulation of DNA-templated transcription. Gene Ontology annotation, molecular function: protein binding; transcription corepressor activity. Lineage: Eukaryota; Metazoa; Chordata; Actinopteri; Cypriniformes; Cyprinidae.
GCAGCCAUCAGCUCCCAAACUCCACUUCAUCUCUUGCACAGCCACUCGAUUUCCUCCAACCAGGGAGGAGAGAGACACCAGCCCUUAUCUGCGCUCAUUCCCAACGUGGAAAAGGGACAGGAAAGACACCAUAUCAAUCCGACAGAUUCCAGCAAAUCACCCACGGAUCAUUAUUACUCCAUGCCGAAUGCGUGUUAAAGAGCGCGCUCAGUGCGGCACACAUCAGGCUGCUUUAUUACCAUAGCAGCGGCGCGAGCUGCCUGUAGCUGUACAGGAGCCUCAGCUAGCGACGGAACAAAGAAAACACACACAAAUAUAACUGUCUGCUGAGCAAACUGCUUCCCUGUUCUUUGAGGAGGAGAAGGCAAGACCCCGAAGACCAAAACUGACAUGAUGUUUCCACAAUCCAGGCACUCGGCUUCAUCGCAGCAGCUGAAGUUCACGACGUCAGACUCUUGCGACCGCAUCAAGGAUGAGUUCCAGUUCCUUCAAGCACAAUACCACAGUCUGAAGCUCGAAUGUGACAAGCUGGCCAGUGAGAAGUCAGAAAUGCAACGUCAUUAUAUCAUGUACUAUGAGAUGUCCUAUGGGCUGAACAUCGAAAUGCACAAGCAGGCAGAGAUCGUGAAGAGAUUAAAUGGGAUCUGUGCUCAAGUCUUGCCUUACCUGUCUCAAGAGCACCAGCAGCAGGUUCUGGGGGCGAUAGAGAGAGCCAAACAGGUCACCCCACCAGAGAUGAACUCCAUCAUACGGCAGCUCCAGGCUCACCAGCUCUCUCAGCUGCAGGGGCUGGCGUUGCCCAUGACCCCUCUCCCUCUCGGCCUCAGCCAACCGGCCGGCCUCCCCGCCGUCACCUCCAGCUCCGGCCUCUUCUCCCUCUCCAGCAUCCUGGCCUCUCAGGCCCAGCUGGCCAAGGAGGAUAAGAGCACACGCGAGACCUCCGACAGCCACCGCGAGGAAGACGGAGACAAGUCCGACUAGUUGCCCGCCAAACCCGUUCCUUCAUCCGAUCAUCCUCCAGAGCUCCACGUAGAGCAGAGGCACUUGUUCCCCUGUUUUUUUUUUCUUUCACCUUUUUUAUUUUCCACUCUCCUUCCAUCUUUCUAUCUACCCUCUAAAUUGCUACUGUGUUCACAUGCCUAAUGUCAUUCAUUCUGGUUCAUUCCACCAGCUCUCUCUAUGUAUUUAUACCAAUCCACCUUUUUAUUGUGUUACGGAUGCUUGAUUUGAUUUUUAUUUACACUAUUUCUUGCCUGCGUAUGUAUAUAUCUAUAUAUAUAUUGUAUAUUUCUUAUGCUCGUUGUGGAAAUGGUCUACAAAAUGGUGCGACCGUUAAUGGACCAUCGACCCUUCAGUAAUAAUUCCUCUUUGUUUUUUUCCCCCCCGCUCACUCUCUUCCUCUUAAAAUCUUUCACCUUUUAAAGCUACAAUCUACAAUAACUGAGUCAAAAGCACUUUGGCCCCAGGCAGUAACUCCGAGACUAAAAGCAACUUUGAAUCUAAAAACUUAGCCGCGGCAUAAUCCAUUUAGAGUUUAAAAAGGAUCGGUGUUAUUGUUCGACGGCACGGCUGUUGCAUCUAUCCUACCUUAAAGGGACAGUUCAAGUUAAAAUGAGGAUUUGUUUCAUUUUUAUGUCGUCCCAAAGCUGUUAGACUUCAAUUCUUCUGUGGAACACAAAAGGAGAUAUUUUGAAGAAUGUUCAUGCUGCUCCUUUCCAUAUAUUAAAAGCGAAUGAUUACCAAAAUAUUUCUAAUAAGUAACUUAAAUUUCUUAAGUUUCUCAUGCAACGGCUUCAGAACACUUGGAAUAUAAUACAUUCAUAAACAUAGUCAUAUGCACUAAUUUAGUUUAAAAAUAACAACAACAAAUAAAUAAUCAAAAACUAGUCCAUAUGAUUCAUGCAUUAUAUUCCAAAUGUUCUAAAGCUGUUUGUGUGUGAAACAGACAUUAAAAGAGAAAUUUAAGUCAUUAAUCACUGGAAAUUUUGCUUGAUGGAUGUGGUCACCAUUCACUUUCAUUGUAUGGAAAAGCAGAAAGUUGAAAGGGUUUAAAAUGACCUUAGGGUGAGUAAAUGAUCUUCAUGUCAGUCCAAACCUGUUUGACUUAAUUUCGUGUGUGGAACACAAAAAGAGACGUUUUGAAGAAUGUUCAUACUGCUCAUUUCCAUACAAUAAAAAAUGAAUGGGGUCCAAAGCAGUCAAGAACAAAAAUCACCAUAAAAGCCUCACAAACUAAUCCAAAUGCCAUUACGUACUAUAUUCCAAGUGUUCUGAAGCUGUUUGGGUGAAGAGAUUUCAAUUAGUAUUUACUGUAUUCAUUGUAUGGAAAAGAGCAGCUUGGACAUUUCUCAAAAUGUCUCCUUUUGUGUUUCACGUAAGAAAGACAGUCAUACAGGUUUGGAAGGACAUGAGGUUGAGUAAAUGGUGGCAGAAUUUCCAUUUUAGUGUGAACUAUCCCUUUAAACUGCUUGAUCAUUAGUAUUGAAAGAAGAACGAACAUUUGUACUAGGCCCCUGAACGUACUGUUUAUCUAUCUACCUGUUUGCCUGAUUUCUAAAGUGUUUGGAAGCUGUUGUGCUGUCUUAGACAGAGAAUAUUAGAUGAAUCCUCUGAGAUGCUAGCUAACCUGCUCACCAAGUGAAAAGGAAUGCUGUUUAAAAGAUUUUUUCAGUCUUUUUUAUAGUAAGGUCGAUUGUCUACAUGGUGAGAGUCAAAUUGUUUUCCUUAGAAGGUAAGUUGUGAGAAUAAGGUAUUUGAGAAAUGAGAAGCACCUUCUUUAAACAUUUUUAUUCGUUGUUUUGAUAGCACUACAGAAACAGGAAGUGUGAGAAAUCAUUAGUAUGAUUUAUAACAACCCCUCCUAACAAAGAAAAAAAAAAAAGAAUUUUUUAGCACAAUAUGUUACCUUAAGUGGUCUUAAGGCAAAAGCUAAGAUUUGCAGUUUUGAAUAUUCGGUCUCCCAGUGUUGUAUUAUGUAGUAUGUGAUUCUACCAAGAGGGGGCAGUAAGUCCAUAGCAAGUCCACACUAACACCCUCAGGGUCACUUUAGUGUCCAAUGUUGGUUUUUGCAAACAUAUAUAAAAUGUGCUUCUUUUGACCCGCCCAAAAAUAAAUAAUUCGUCUAACGUUUGUUCUUCAGUCUGGAGUAAGCAUCAAGAAGAUUUUUUGUUUUGUAUUGAAACAGUGACUUGCAGUUAUAGCAGUAUUCUCGUCAUAGAUUGUGUCACAUUUUCAUGCCAAAGUACACAUCACACUUUAUCCUCUCGGUUUUCUCAUUUUGGUACAGUCUGAAAAUACAAACCAGACUUUUCACACUUUUUUUUUUUUUUUUCUUAUGUCUGUGUUUGUGAUUUUUGUGGAUGCUUUAGAUUAGAAUUCUGCUCUAAUGGACACCUUCUAUAAUGUAGACACAGCUAAACCAUAUCAGAUUCAGGAGUGAAGCUGCUUCCUAAUGUGUCUUAAUAAUUAAAUGUCAAAAUUAAACGGUGCCAACAUAAGAAAUGUCAAUGAAAGGCCACCUGAUGAUAUCGUAGUGCUUUCAAAACAAAUCUGCUCGUUUUUUUUUUUUUUUUUUUAGUUGGAAAAUGUUUUUGGUUUAAUUCUGCCAGUGUAUUUUUGAAAGAAGUGCCAGGAUUUAUCCUCGUGGCUUGCUACAUAUGCUCAAAUCUGUUCUGUUGACAUUUUUCUUUUUAAAGUUAGGACAAAAAUGUAGUGGUUGCUGCGUAAGCGUUAAGAGUUCAGAAUAAGAUCUAGCUAAAUGCGAAGUGUUUUGCUAUAAAGGUGGGCCACAGGUGUACUGUAUGUGUACGUUAUACAUAGACCUAAAGCUUUAUGUGCAAAUGGAUGCUUUUGUGUCAGUCUUCUUGAAUGAUACGUCUGUGUUUUAGAGGACUCUUAACUCAUAAGGCACUUGAGAACAGGUUGUCUUCCCUUCCUUUCUUUCUUAAACCCCUGACAGCCGUCUCCUCCCAGAAUUCAUUGCUUGCAUUUUGCCAUUUGUUAAAAGCAUUGUAAGCAUUCUGUGCUAUAAAAGUCUUUUUGUUUGUUUUUCAACUCCUAAUUUUAUGUAUAUUGUACAACCUACAGUGCAAAAAUAAUUGUGUUAUAAAAUAGCUUCAUUCCAUAUUAAAACAGACAAAGUACAUAAACAUUUACUAUACAUAAAUGGAAAUUUCUGCAGUAAGGAAAUGCUUCUGGUGCCUUACAAAUAAAAUCAAUCAAAUCAA